GCGCAUUUGCUUCGCGUAAAUGACAGCGUCAUAGAUGAAUAGCCAAGGGGAGAAUGAUAUCACGAUUAUUGACUAUGGUGUUUUGAGACCAGCGUACACAGGACCAGAGCUUCCUUCAAGGCGUUUGAUAGACUCUCUAUAUGAAGUCUGUUGAAUUCCUGGAAGAAGACUUCUAAUAAUUCCUCAUCAGCCUAUUUACUCCCUUCACUUUCUCUCGCCAGACUUCAACUCUUCGAUAUCGGUUUUUACCAUCUCUAAAACAACACCAAACGAACUCAUCAUGUCUUCCAACGAUGUUCCGACUGGGGAGGUCAAGGACAACGAAUACGUCUCCCGCCAGGGUGACCGUCAACCCAUCAGCGUUGUCGACGACGAUGCUAAGGUUGAGGAUCCCAUUGAUGAUGAGACUGCUGACUCUGACGCUCAGCUUGAGCGUGAUGAAAAAGACGCUAUUGACAAGAGCAACAUCUUGGAGGAGCGCACUCGUGGUGCUCAGCCCGCUGGCGAGUACCGUGAGCCCGGUGACACCGAAGGUCUCGAGGACAGUCGUCUUGAAUAG
Messenger RNA from Colletotrichum navitas, 559 nucleotides. RefSeq lists its product as uncharacterized. The coding region runs from base 281 to 559 and encodes 92 amino acids. Lineage: Eukaryota; Fungi; Ascomycota; Sordariomycetes; Glomerellales; Glomerellaceae. The transcript has 2 exons. The record is from RefSeq and is a predicted model, not a curated record.